Messenger RNA from Hydatigera taeniaeformis, 891 nucleotides. NCBI's taxonomy places the organism in Eukaryota, Metazoa, Platyhelminthes, Cestoda, Cyclophyllidea, Taeniidae. The record is from the annotation of a GenBank genome assembly.
AUGGCUUCGAGUGGGGUUGGUUUUGUCUGCGGGGUUUGUUUAAAACCACCUUGUCUGCUUUCCCACACCAACGCCGUGACGGCUCGCUGCAUCCACUGCCAUGCGACGUUCGAUGUGUCCGAGCUGCGCCCCAACUACUGCAGCGGGGUAGAGUUGUCAUCACAACAGAAGCAGGGACAGCAGGUGAUAUUUAAUGUAAUCCACGCGGAGGAGGUAUCGUUAGAUGCCCGUAGUGCCAGCGGAAUCCACUUUCCCGCACGCUGCAGCACUUGUAGGAAACCAGCUGAAGCAAAUGAAUUGGCUAUUUGUCACCACUGUCAUCAUGACAUCUGUCAACAGUGUCGUGAGAAACAUCGUGAUAGUUUCAGCUUGGUAGUGCGUGUGAAAUUGAACGCUCUGUCCCGCCACAAACUACUUUUGAAGUCGCGUUUGGAGAGUUUGUGCGAACGGACAUCCUCUGCAUUGGAGUCAGAAGGGGAGUUAAAGGGUGGGAUUUUUGCUGCCUUGGAGGAAGCAGUGAUGGAAUUGCGUGUAGCAGCAAGCAAGUCGCUAGAUACUGCCACAGCGAAGUUGGAGGUGGUAGAUGUGACCGGAUACGAGAUGAUGGAGCCGGUUGUGCGACAAAUUACAGACCUUUUCAGCGAAGUCAACAAGGUUCAAGCUGUUUAUGCAUCGCUAGGACAGAUCACAAGCUUGAAAAAAUUGAUUACAAAGAAGGAUUCGUUGCAAAAGCUCUUCGAUAAGGCUGCGCCGUUGGAGGAGAUGAUGGAGAAGUCUCUUCCUCUUCCUAUUACACAGAUGCGACUGUCUGAUCGGUUUAGUAAGGCAAGUUUCCGAUCCCACCUGCGUGUGUGGAAUCACGAUCUUGAUUCUUCGCUAAAUGUGUCUUAG